Kickxella alabastrina is the source of this 1176-nucleotide messenger RNA. RefSeq names its product hydroxyacyl-coenzyme A dehydrogenase. The transcript has a single exon. The record is from RefSeq and is a predicted model, not a curated record. Gene Ontology annotation, biological process: fatty acid beta-oxidation. Gene Ontology annotation, molecular function: NAD+ binding; (3S)-3-hydroxyacyl-CoA dehydrogenase (NAD+) activity. Gene Ontology annotation, cellular component: mitochondrion. Bases 152 to 1126 code for a protein of 324 amino acids. Lineage: Eukaryota; Fungi; Kickxellomycota; Kickxellomycetes; Kickxellales; Kickxellaceae.
AUUUUGCAUCCAUUGGAAUUUCGCUCUUAGAAAAGACAAAGGUAGCACCAAGAGGCACAAUGACUUUCGAAGGCACUCUUUUCAUCUUUACUAUCAUUUUUUAUUAACCGCGUUAAAGUAGAAAUAAUACACACCCACAAGCCUUUCAAACAUGUACACUCCCGUUUUAAGAAGACUCGUUGCGCUCGGCGGUGGCCAGGCCAUGCGCGCGUUCAGCAGCUCGGCAGCAGUGUCCGAAGCUAUCAAGCGCAUAACGGUGGUGGGCGGCGGCCAGAUGGGUGCCGGUAUUGCGCAGGUGGCAGCCACAUUCGACCACCAAGUGACCCUGGUCGACGUCAGCCCCGAGGCAUUGGAGCGCGGUCGCCAGUACAUGGGCAAGUCCCUGGGCCGCGUGGCCAAGAAGAAGUUCCCAGAGGAUCCCGCGCAACAGACCAACUGGGUCGAUUCGAUCCUGGGCCGCAUCCAGGGCUCGACCGAGCUGUCCAAGGGUGUUUCCCAGGCCGACCUCGUCGUCGAGGCCAUUGUCGAGAACAUCAACGUAAAGCAGCGCUUGUUCGCGGAUGUCGCGCAGACUGCCCCCGCCGACUGCAUUCUGGCCAGUAACACCAGCUCGCUGCCCAUCGGUCGUAUUUUCGAGAAUGUCAGUGCCGAGCGCAGAGCGCUGGCCGUCGGCUUGCACUUCUUCAACCCCGUUGCACAGAUGAAGCUGGUCGAGGUUGUGCGCACAGGGGAGAACAGUGAGGAGACUGUGCAGAAGGCGUUGGACUUUGUGCGUGCCAUUGGCAAGUCGCCGGCGGUGUGCCAGGACACCCCCGGGUUCAUCGUCAACCGUCUGCUGCUGCCCUACAUGAUGGAGGCCAUCCGCCUGCUGGAGCGCGGUGUCGCUGACUCGCGCGACAUUGACACGGCGAUGAAGCUGGGCGCUGGGUACCCCAUGGGCCCCUUUGAGCUGGCGGACUACGUCGGCUUGGACACCGUCAAGGCUAUUGUCGAUGGCUGGUACACCGAUGGCGAGGGCCUCAAGGGCGACUCGUUGUUUAUGCCCAGCCCCAAGCUCAACGAGCUGGUGGCUGCCGGCCAUUUGGGCGUCAAGUCCGGCCAGGGUUUCUACAACUACAAAAAGUAAACUAAAAUCAGCCGCUCAGUUUUUUCUCCCAAAUAUUUAAUUAAUCGAUC